Clunio marinus is the source of this 1785-nucleotide messenger RNA. The record is from the annotation of a GenBank genome assembly. Lineage: Eukaryota; Metazoa; Arthropoda; Insecta; Diptera; Chironomidae.
AUGAAAUUAAAUUCUAUAACUUACCUGGGAGGUUUUUAUAAACCACCUGAUGCCAAAGUUGAGAAUUUUCUUGUGAAACUCGAUAUUAUCUUAGAAAAAUUUGAUAAUCUUUUUUGUUGCGGUGAUUUUAACAUUAAUCUUUUUUCUGGUGACAAUAAAGUUAAAAAAUAUAUUGAUACAACGGAAGCAAAUGGAUUUCGUUUUCUAAACUCUCGAUCUCUAGAUAUGUUCACAAGACAUGAUCAAUUGCAUGGCACAAAAUCAUGUAUAGAUCAUAUCUUCACGGAUAUUUUUCAAAAAUAUAAAUUUAAUAUUGCUGUCGAAAAUAUUCUUCAAGUUGAUCACCAUGCCGUAAUGCUUAAUGUAUCACACUUAAAUAAACAAUCCCAUAAAGUAGCCUCCAAAUAUAUCACUUUCACUUUUACUGAUCAUGAUAAGAUAAUUAAUUCGAAAAUACUAACCAAAGCACCUACUGAAUCUUUCAACACCUUAAUUGAUUUUAUAAAAAACGAAAUACAAAAGAAUACAUCAACAAAAUCCUAUAAAGAACGUUUUAGAAAAUCUUUCAUGAAUGUCAACAUUUAUAAUUUUAUGAAAAUACGAGAUAAUUACUUGAAAUUAUUAACAAAAUAUCCGAAUAUACAAUGGAUCACUGAUACUUUCAAGGAAUAUAGGAAUUUAGUUAAUAAACUUAUACGACAGGAAAAGAAAAAAAAGAAUGACGAAUUUUUCUUGAAUAAUCUCAGUGAUCCUAAAAAAACUUGGAAGAAAAUUAAUUCUCUGCUAACCAACACCAAUAUGAUGAAAAUGGAAAAUUGCGUUAAACUAAAAAUUGAUGACAUCGUAGUUGAUAAUAGAUUCCAAAUAGCAGAUGAAUUCAAUAAACAUUUUGUAAUGGUUGCAAAAAAUAUAAAAGAUAUUAUUGCUAGUAAAAUUAUAAAUUCAACCAGCUUCCAGUCCCUUGAUGAUUAUGAAAUCAAACAUCAAUUUGAUUUUCCACUCAGUGAUGAAAAUGAAAUAUUAAAUGUCAUAUCAAAUUUAAAAUCAUCGAAUGCCCGUGACAUAUUUGAACUUUCUAACAAUACAGGGCGAAGACGUCUUGAAUAUUUCACCGAAAACUCACUAGAUAUAAAACUUUAUGAUCAGAAAAUUGAAAGAGUCGAGAAUUAUAAAUAUCUUGGUCUUUUCAUUGAUGAAUCGUUGUCGUUUAUAAAGCACAUUGAGAACAUUAAAUCUAAAAUUCUUCCCAUGGCAUAUGCAAUAAAAAGAAUUCGUCCUUUAAUUAGUGAAAAAAUCUCUCUACAAUUAUAUUUUGCUAAUAUUCACUCGCAUCUCACAUUCAUGAAUCCAUUAUGGAGUGUGGCAACAAAUUUAGCAUUAAACACAUUAUUCAUAAUACAAAAGAAAUGCCUGAGAUUCAUCAAAAUGAAAACUAGAUUGUCUCCCUCUCAUGAACUCUUUUCUGAAAACAUACUUCCACUUCCAGCAUUAAAUAAUUAUCAAUUAAUAUUGUUAGCAUUUAAAUUAAAAAAUCAAUUACUGAAAAACAACAUCAAGUUAAAUUAUGUGGGUGACAUUCAUAGCUAUGGAACAAGGCGAUUUGAAAACUUUCAUAUUAAAAAAUAUGAUACUAGAUAUGGUUUUGCGGAUUUCUUUAGAAGGGGCUUGUUAAAAUACAAUGAAAUACCAGAUAACUUAAAGAGAUUAAAAACGUUAGGAGUUUUCAAAAACAGAUUAAAAGAAUUGACUUUUGAUCAAUAUGAACAUGAGAACGAUUUUGCAUAA